Olea europaea var. sylvestris is the source of this 801-nucleotide messenger RNA. RefSeq lists its product as uncharacterized. The coding region runs from base 1 to 801 and encodes 266 amino acids. The transcript is spliced from 3 exons. Gene Ontology annotation, biological process: DNA integration. The record is from RefSeq and is a predicted model, not a curated record. NCBI's taxonomy places the organism in Eukaryota, Viridiplantae, Streptophyta, Magnoliopsida, Lamiales, Oleaceae. Gene Ontology annotation, molecular function: nucleic acid binding.
AUGCAACUAAAUUCGUCUGGAAGAGUAUCAUUUGCAGGUUCGGCAUGCCCCUCUCCAGUAUUUGAUAAUGGAAGGCAGUUCGACAAUAAGAAGAUGCGAGAUUUGUGUAAAGAAUUGGUUAUAAGGAAGGACUUCUCAACGCGUCAUCACCUCCAAGCAAAUGGACAAGUUGAAGUAGCAAACAAAACGAUCAAGCACACCCUGAAAAGGAAGCUUGAUGCCUCGAAGGGAGCAUGGGUUGAUGAGCUUCCCCAUGUCCUCUGGCCCAUACGCACAACUAGCCAAACUACAAUAGGAGAAACACCCUUCUCCAUGACCUACAGAGCUGAGGCCAUGAGUCCGAUCGAGAUAUACUUCAAUGAAAUCAACAACGAUGAAGCCCAAGUGUGCAAACUCCACCUCCUAGAAGAAAGGAAGGAUUCAUCCCAAGUCAAACUAGCUAUGUAUCAGAGAAAUAUGACUCGCUAUUACAACUCAAAGGUCAGGAACCAAACUCUUCGUUUGGGCGACCUCGUACUCAGAAGGGUUUUUUUCAUCAUCAAAGCCAACAAGCUCCAGAGUGUUCAGACCGAACUGGGAAGCAUCCAUCGAGUCAUAGAAGUACAGUCACAAACAAUUCAACAUAAACUUCCAGCUCGACCUCCUAGGGAGCCUCAGCAGCUUCCUCGACAGCCUUGUCUGGUUGGCUUCCAGGUGGUCCACCAAACUCUGCUUCCAAUGAAGUUAAGUCCAGAGUUGGGUGGACCUCCCUUAGGCGAUCCAACAUGGCUUGGGCAUUCCAUGAGGUCCAGAAAUUGGUAA